UACCACUGUACUGUUCAGGGGGCCUGCACUUCUUCUGGGACAACAAGUUUGACCAUGCCAUGGUGGCCUUCCUGGACUGUGUGCAGCAGUUCAAGGAGGAGGUGGAGAAUGGAGACACGGGAUUAUGCCUGCCUUACAGGAUGGAUGUCGAGAAGGGCAAGAUUGAGGACACGGUAGGCAGCGGCGGCUCCUACUCCAUCAAGACCCAGUUCAACUCAGUGGAGCAGUGGACCAAGGCGCUCAAGUUCAUGUUGACCAACCUCAAGUGGGGUCUGGCGUGGGUGUCGUCUCAGUUUUACAACCGAUAGAGGAGGAAGAUAAGGACUCACCCUGGGUGUUCCCCUUGACCCUUCUAAAACCACCAUUUCGUCACAAUGUAUUACUCUCUAAAGUCUCUCUUCUACAAUGCUCUCCUUGCUUCCCUAUGAUGUUUUGAGGGGGUGGGGAGAAGACUGGAGGAAGGACUUUUGAGAUGAACCACUGGUGUGAGUUCCAAUCCAAUAAGCCUUGUUUCCUUGUUUGAUUUCCAUAUUGACCAUUUGAAAGGACAAGAUAAAAACUGUUAAAUUGUACACAUUCAAAUCCAUCUAGAGUCGUAGGUGUUAUGAAGGGAGCUAUCUGAGACUUUUGGAGCACAUUCCAGGAUGGAGUCCUAAUAGUAGCUAAGUGGCAUCUGGUUGUGUCUUUUCCUUCAUAUGCACAUAUCUUAUGACACUGUAUAAGUGAAAGCUGUUGUUUCCAACUGACCUGUUCAAUUCUUAUAGAUCAGUACACAUGAAGGGAAGGAGAGAAGGAGGCUUCUCAUGUAUCACAUGCUUCUUACUGUGCUCCAGAAGCAAUACUGGAGAGUCACGUAUCUGGUUUUGUGCCUAUUUUUCUUCAAUUGGUUUGUGUCUUUCUGGUUCAGCUCCACUAGCCCCAGAAAAAUGUACAUUUAUUAUGUUUUAAUAGUUUUUCUCUUACUGUACUGACAAGGUAAAGAUGGUUUAAUUUCACCAUGCAUUGGAACAGCAUUGGAACGUUUGCACCAAGUGUCUACCGAAAGCUUUGGCGUCGGGAUUAUGCUGGCUUUUGUCCAUUGGCAAAUUCAACAAGGCAAUCCUUUUACUACAAGUGACUUCUUGGUGUAGAUUUAAAUGUAGACAAGGAGGCUUGUGGCAGUAUUUAAUGCCCAUAUCACUAUAUGAUUUGGUUUUUCAGGUUCAUUACACAUAUGAAAAUGCCAAUAAUGGACCCACACAGAA
Oncorhynchus nerka (sockeye salmon) is the source of this 1244-nucleotide messenger RNA. RefSeq names its product beclin-1-like. Bases 60 to 308 code for a protein of 82 amino acids. The record is from RefSeq and is a predicted model, not a curated record. Gene Ontology annotation, biological process: autophagosome assembly; autophagy; cellular response to nitrogen starvation. The transcript has 2 exons. Lineage: Eukaryota; Metazoa; Chordata; Actinopteri; Salmoniformes; Salmonidae. Gene Ontology annotation, cellular component: phosphatidylinositol 3-kinase complex, class III, type II; phosphatidylinositol 3-kinase complex, class III, type I; phagophore assembly site.